CAUCUGUGUAUAUAACAGCUCAUCUCUCCUUCUCCCUCUCUCCCUACUGACCCUGUGCAUCAUCUGCAGGCAGAGAAGGUGCCACUGCGGGUGACACAUUGGUGCCCCAUUUCCCCUUCCCACCCCACAACACCCAGUCUACUCUGCACCUUGGCUGAAGGAUGAAGGGUAGAUCUCUUCUCACACUCAGCAGGCAGCUGGUUAAAUGUACCCGCCUCACUCAACUCAGGCACUGCAAUCUGGCAGCCUGUUCACUGCAGCACAAAGAUGCAAACCUGCACCCUUUGUGGAAAGGACCUUUAGAUAUACCUGGAGGAUCUCGCCAAUCUCCUAUUAACAUCCGUGUGCGUGACAGCAUUUACCACCCUCAGCUUGCACCCAUCAGCGCCCAGUAUGACCCCAAUUCGUGCCUGCACGUCUGGAACAACGGCUAUUCCUUCUUUGUAGAGUACGACGACUCCACCGAUAAAUCGGUGGUGAGUGGGGGCCCGCUGGAGAACCCGUACAGACUGAAACAGUUCCAUUUCCACUGGGGAGUGAACAAUGACUGGGGUUCCGAGCACACUGUGGACAGCAAAGUGUAUCCUGCAGAGCUCCACCUGGUGCAUUGGAACUGCUCCAAAUAUCGGACCUUCGAGGAGGCUAUUAUGGAAGAUAAUGGUCUGGCUGUUAUUGGAAUAUUCCUAAAGCUUGGAAAACACCAUCAGCAGCUGCAGAAUUUGGUUCACAUAUUGCCUACUGUCAGAUAUAAGGACUCUCUUACAGGAUUCAAUUAUUUUGACCCGUCCUGCCUUCUUCCAACUUGCAGCGAUUACUGGACUUACUCGGGGUCUCUAACCACCCCACCGCUGACAGAGUCAGUGACCUGGAUUAUAAUGAAGAAACCAAUUGAAGUGGACCACAGUCAGUUGGCUGUGUUCCGCAGUUUACUCUACACCGCUGUGGGGGAAGAGGAGAAAAACAUGGUGGACAACUUCCGUCCUCUCCAACCCUUGAAGGACCGCACUGUCCAUUCCACCUUCCAGCCAGCCCUUAAACUAUCCGAUUUGAAAAAGGAUGAUGGGACGUCACAGCAAAGGCAAGCUGGAUAACCACGCUCUACGCCUAAGGCCAGGGUCUGAAAUGGCAGUGAUAUCGCCCUUGUCUAUGGCCUGAUAACGGCAGUGUGUACAUGAGUGGAAACACUGCCUGUUCUGAACAAUAUAGUGAUACUGUGUAUGACCUUAUAUUGUAGCAUUCCCACAGCACAGAUACCUGCCUCUGAAAUGUAGACUGGGAUCAUAUUUUACUACUUUUAUAAUGUUCUACCCUUGUUUAAGUCUCUCCCUCUCCUUAAUACUUCAUUCGGCGUCGAACCCACACUGCACAGAUCAUCCUAAACACGGAACUUGGCACUAGCUGUUAGGAACAGAGUCCAGGAACCUCCUCUAAUGCUAUCACAAUAUGGCAAUUUUUUCCUAUAUUUUCUAGCGGUGCUUUACAAUAUAUACUAUCUAGCACAAUCCGGAAUCGGAUCAAGCAUGGCAGAGGCCGGAGCUCGCUGUGCGGAUCUCUGAUACAAAUCGUGGACCAUUUGUGAUGGGUGUAGUAUAAAGUAAAGUUUUGCAGUACCGUGGCUUAAUGACAUAUGUGGCCUCGUCCACAUUGCCUUAUUUAACCCCCGGUGGCAAUGUGUGCCAAUGUUUACUGACCAGAAACUUCCUUUGGUUUAAAUCGAGUCUCCCCAGGCAGAUAGGAGCAACUGUUUUUUUUUUUUUUUUUUUUUUUUUUUUUUUAAUCCUGUUCUAAUGGCUACAGGGGGGGGGGUAAUUUGAAGCAAUCUGUAAGGCUUGCACUCUGCUUCAUGUAUAGAGGUUAGGUAUGCUUACGCCUGGUACUAUAACAUUACAGGUGCCUAUUUAAUACUCUUAUUACUCUUUGGGCAGUCUGCAUUAGUUAUAAUGAUGCAGCUGACUUUAACGCACUUAACGCAGAAAUUAUAUUUACGGCUCAACUGCGGGGAGUCUUGCAGCGCCAUGCCUUUUCAUGAAACAAACCUGCCUUUAUUUUAUUUUCUAUUUUUGUAAUCCUUCAUUUGGAAUCCAUUUAAUUUAUAAUUAUGUAGCUGCUCUAGUCAUCCCCUGUGUUUAUAGACAAUACUGUAGUGCAUGGGUUCCAGGUCACCCAUUUAUUCUGACCUGUAAAAUAAAUAUAUAUAUAUAUAUAUAUAUAUAUAUAUAUAUAUAUAUAUAUAUAUAUAUAUAUACCUCAUUUUACCUAAUGUAUGAUUGUGGAGUUUUGGGGAUUAAAGCUCCCAUGUUAUUACCCUAUAAAUUAGAUUAUCUUCUCCAAUGGUUUAUGGAAUUGUGCUUCACUUUAAAUGUGUUUGCAUCUGUCUGUGUCAGUGUAUGUUUUAUCAUUAGUCAGCCAUGUUUUGUGAGUCAAUAUCCACAAGCAGUUCACUGGUUUCCUCAAGGAGGCAUAGAGAACCUCUUAUCACACUGCCUCAUCCCUCAGCCCACAAUAUGGCAGCCUCCAUGUGGGUGACGGAUACUUUUACUGUUAACUUUAAAUGAAAUUGUUCCAGACAUCCAGAGACUGUUCACUGUAUAAUAUAUUCGUUCUGAUGUUCAGUAAAAAUGUCUUAGUAGACUGUCAUCAUCUCAGUUGUUGAAUUGUAGCAGUAUAUAUACAAGAGAUAAAGAACUGUAAAGUAGAAUAAGUUUAGGAUUAUAUAAUGGUGUUGCAUUUGGCCUGGCAUUUCUGGUGCAUGCUGUGUAAUAAUUACAGUCAAACAAAUUCAAAGUCGUUAAAUGUAUGUGGGUUUGAUGUCUGUCUAAUACACCGAGGUUAGUAAAUUGGGGUGUACUCGUUUUAUUGUGGAGAAAUUGUGAGUUCCAUUUUAAGGUGAAUCCUGUUUAUCUUGUUUUUAAACAUAUAUGAAUUCUAUUCUAUAAAACUUUAUAUAUAUUUUAUAUGUCUGUUUUUUGCUUUUUUUGCUUAUAAGAAAUAUUGUUAGAAUCAAGAUAUUAUGCAGAGUAUAUACAGUAUGUCACACCCUAUGAGAGGGGGCUUGUUCUAAUUAUACCCUUCGACUGUUCGAACAACAGACUAAUCCUGUUUAUUUUUUAAAUAAAGAACUUUUUUCAAAAUC
Pseudophryne corroboree (corroboree frog) is the source of this 3133-nucleotide messenger RNA. RefSeq names its product carbonic anhydrase 5A (gene CA5A). Gene Ontology annotation, cellular component: mitochondrion. The coding region runs from base 162 to 1091 and encodes 309 amino acids. NCBI's taxonomy places the organism in Eukaryota, Metazoa, Chordata, Amphibia, Anura, Myobatrachidae. The record is from RefSeq and is a predicted model, not a curated record. The transcript is spliced from 7 exons. Gene Ontology annotation, molecular function: zinc ion binding; carbonate dehydratase activity.